AUAGAGCGUGGUUGUCUUUAAAACUGUUGUGCUACAGAGUAAUACCACAGAAGGAAAACUUCCAGUCUACAGAGUAUAAAUCCUCUACACUAUGUCAUCUAACCAAUCAUUCAAAAACCAACAUGAAGAGGCCUACGCCUCCUUGACGAAAGGCCUGAAGGAGCUGGACCUACAGGGACCCUGUGUUCCCAGUGACCUGGUGCUGAUUGGAGACCAUGCCUUUCCUUUAGCAAUGAACAGCCGAGGUCAGGUGCUGAUGGCUGCCUCUCUGUACGGCAGUGGAAGGAUUGUGGUCCUGGGUCAUGAGGGCUACUUGACAGCCUUUCCUGCUCUGGUAGAAAAUGCUGUGACCUGGUUGAGAGGUGAUGGAUCUGAUAAGCUCUCUGUAGGGGUGCACAGAAAUGUCAGUGCAGUUGCUGAUAGCCUCCAAAAAUCCAGCUUCCAAGUAGAAGUUGUGGGAGCUUUCAGUGACAAACUGGGAGUUGGUGUUUAUGUGACCGAUGCCUACAGCGUGGGCUCAGACCCAACAGAGCUGGUGGCGUUUCUGAAAGCUGGAGGAGGGGUGCUGAUAGCUGGGCAGGCGUGGAGCUGGGCUGCAGAUCACCCCAAAGAGAACACACUGCAUCAGUUUGAUGGGAAUAAAGUGUCGGGAGUGGCAGGGAUCUACUUCACUGAGCAUUAUGGUGAGGUGGAGAACCUGCCUGUCUGCCCUCAGAUCCCGUCCUCCUGGAAGUCGUUAGAGACAGGAAAGGACUUCAAGGAUGACUUGGAGUUAUUACUCAAGGGGGUUUCAGAGUUCAACCUCCCGUCUGAUUCUCUAUUUUCUGAGGUUCUAGUCCACGGACCGCUAGCCUUUCCCAUCGGGACUACAGAAGAUGGAUGUCCAUUCCUGGCAGGAGCCUACUAUGGGCGAGGACGGGUCAUUGUGGUUACACAUGAAAGUUCUCUAGCAGUGGAGAGCAUGGCUCCAUUUUGGAGAAACGUCAUUCACUGGUUGGAUGAAGGGCGCAGAGGGGUUGUUGGUGUCAUGGUGAAUCCUGCACUCAAAGUUCUCAGCCAGUCAGGGCUGAAGUGUGAGAAGACAAACUUCAGGAAAGACCUCAGUGUGUUUGUGUGUAAAGCGUAUAUCACUGAGCAUUUGGAGGAAAUCCAAAACUUUGUGGCAGAGGGAGGAGGCCUGCUGAUUGGAGGACAUGCCUGGCACUGGGCGCAGACACAUGCUGGGCAAAAUCCACUUACAGAUUUCUCAGUGAACAAAAUGCUGAACCAAAUGGGAUUGAGCCUUUUGGGAGCAACAAUCCGUUCAGGAACAUACAAAGCUCUUGUACCCAGCUGGCCGAUUAAAGAUACUUACCACUUCCGCCACCUUCUAUACCGCUUCGUUGCCCAUGUGACUACAGGUGAAGAACUUAGCAAGCAUGAGGAGGGAUGUCUUCAAAAGCUGGGCAGUGACUGUGAUGCUUACUUGCACACAAAGGCACAUGGCUCCUUCUAUUACACUCAAGUGUUGGCUGCUCUCACUGACAUGUUAAAGAGGUCAGGCCUGCCACAGGUGAGUGACAGCUGCCCUGCAAAGACACCAAAAGACAAACUACUCCUCAGUGUGGGAUCACCUGUAUACAAGUUUUGCCCAAAUCCUGAGGCCCUCCUGCCCUACCUCAUCAAGGAUAAUCCACUGAUGCCAGACGUCCAUAACCACAGGCUCAAGAUCGAUGUUAACACAGAAGAUGGGAAAGAGUGGAUCAGCACUGGUCUCUACCUCUCUCCUGGUAUGAGUACCUACAUGGUCAUGCCAGCUGAGACUGUCAACAAGCACUGGAAGAUUCAGAUAGGCUGUCAAACUGAUGACCUACAUAGAAAGGAUGAGCUGAAGAGGCCACCACGUGUUUGUGAGCGAUUUCCUGUCACUUCAGAGAUGAUGCAUGUGUCCAACCUGUGGGGGGGACUUAUUUACCUGGUGGCCCCACCCAACACACAAGUGAAAGGGUUGGAGAUCACAGUCCAGAAAGCUGUAACUGCUCCAUAUUACAAGUCUGGUGUAACAACUGCAGCUGAGUGGUCAUUGCUGCGCACGGCUCCUGGGCCCUGGGCAGAGUUGGAGUUUGAAAACAUCGUCCUCACCGUACAAUCAGAUGCUGUUCGGGGUCUGGAGCACCCAGACAAGGUGGCCGCUCUCUGGGAUGAAAUCAUGAGGGCCAUUGCAGAUCUGGCUGCCAAACCACACAAAUUUCCCCGCAAGGAGCGCUUUGUGACAGAUGUGCAGAUUUCUGCUGGCUGGAUGCAUUCAGGUUAUCCCAUCAUGGCACACCAUGCUUCAGCUGCUGAAGUUGUUGAUGUUAAAAAAGGUAAUCAAAUGUGGGGGCCCAUCCAUGAACUGGGACACAACCAACAGAGAAGCUGCUGGGAGUUCCGACCACACACCACAGACGCUACAUGCAACCUGUGGUCAGUGUUUGUGAAUGAAGAGGUGCUGGGUCUCAACAGAGCACAGGCUCAUGGUUUUUUGACUUCAGCUAGACGAAAGACUCGAGUAGAGGAGUACAUCAAGGGAGGCAAGAAACUCAGUGAAUGGAAGGUAUGGGUAGCCCUGGAAACAUAUCUGCAGCUCCAGGAAAAGUUUGGCUGGGAUGCCUUUAAGAAGGUGUUUGCUGCGUACCACCACAUGAGCAACAUUCCCAAUGACAAUGACUCAAAGAUGAACCUGUAUGCUGAGACUUUCUCCCAGACUGUGGGGAUGAACCUGACUGGCUUCUUCAAGGCCUGGGGCUGGCCCAUCGAAACAGCCACUGAGGAAAAAUUGUCCCAGCUGCCUCCCUGGAAUGAUCACCCCAUGACCCAGUACAAAUGAUCUAAACACGACUGCGGAAUAAAGAAAAGUAACCAGUGAAACUUUAGUUCAUUAAACGUUUUAUAUGAAUCUUUUUAUAACAUUUAUUGCAUGCAGACGAACGUUGCAGCUUUUUUCACAGUAUUUGCACUGAUCAUUUGCUCCAAAUGAGUAUCCCUCCAAUUUAGCUAGAUUUCUUUGAGUCAACUUGAACAUUAACAUGUCCUCUGUGCUAAUUUUUAUAUCUGGGAUUGUAAGAGAGGAGGUGAAGAACUGUAAGUUGGGUUGCAGUAUAGAGGAGCUAAAUAUUAUUAUUGCUGUUCCUCAAAGUGAAGAUCUGUUGCCAUAAUGUCAAAACGGCUUAGCUCUGUGAAUUAUAAGAAGGUAAUUAUUUAGCAAACACACAGAUGGCAGCUGGAUUGUGAGUUGUGGUUAUGCUGUUGCUUUUUGGUUUAAUCAAUAAUCAUGUUUUUAAUGCAGCAAGUAGCAUUUCAGUAAGUCUUUGAAAUUCUGUAACCCAUAAUUAUCACUCUGUAAUAACCAUGUAAUACUUUCACUGAACUUUGAACUAUCGCUAUGGGACAAAACUGGACUCAUUUUUUUGCCUCUUAGUUGAGAACUGAUGCACACAAUAAACAAUAGUUGUAUAAUUAAGUCUGUUGUUUUUUUUACUAUAUACACCUUCCUGCAACACAGGCUGUUUGUUUUCCUUUUCAGACAUAAUUAUGAUGAAGAAGCCAUCAUUCACAGCCUUGCUCCCAGCCCUUACUACUUUAUAUGCAUUUAUUUCCUUCCACGCCCACAUCAACAUACUCUUGCCUUCCUCUGACAUCGCUACAUUGUGCAUAUGAUACAGUCAAUACAUAUGCUCACUGAUCAACUAUCAAAAUUGCCACACUCUUUUCUUAGCAGGAUAAAUUUAUUUGCAAAACUAGUCACUGGUGCCCAAUGCUCAACCUCUACAGCAGCAAUAAAUUUUAAAUGAAACAACUGCAGUGCAGAUUUUCAGUAUGUUAAUUAAGUGGGGUGAACAAAAAGAUUGCAUAACAAACACAAUCCCUUCAUUUCAGGGGGUGAAAAGUAAUUGGACAAAUAAAAUGUUCAUUUCUAAUACUUGGUUGAAAAUGCUUUGCUGGCAAUGACAGCCUGAAGUCUUGAACUCAUGGACAUGCUGGGUUUCAUCCUUUUUAAUGCUCUGUCAGGCCUUUACUGCAGUGGCCUUGAUUUAUUAAACUCCUGACUUCCUUUGAAUGCAUGUUUUUGUCAUUGUCCAUCUAUAUAGUAAAACAGCACCCAAUCAAUUUGACUGCAUUUAGCUGAGCAGACAUAUGUCUCUGAACACCUCAAACUUCAUUCGGCUGCUUCAGUCCUGUGUCACAUCAUCAUUAAACACUAGUGUCCCAGUCCCACUGGCAGCCAGUCAUGACCGAGCCAUCACACUGCCUCUGCCAUCCUUCUGGUAGAUGAUAAUCUUGAUUUCAUCUGUCCAAAGAAUCUUUUUCCUAAACUGUGCUGGCUUUUCUUUGCAACUUAAGGAUGGCUUGUUUUUCUGCAUGGAGAGCUCCUUUGACCGCAUGUUGUCUGUUCACAGUAAACUCUUCCAAAUGCAAGCACCACACUUAAAAUCAGCGACAGGCCUUUUGUCUGCUUCACUGAUAAUGACAUAAUGAAGGAAUUGCCCAUACCUGCAUUUGAGUCAAUUGUUCAACUAUUGUUCCCUUCAAAAAUAGGGUGGCACAUGUUAAGGAGCUACAACACUUAAGCACUUCAUCCAAUUUGAAUGUGGAACCUGAGAGUCUACAUAUCAUGUCCAUGACCAUUAUAUAACUAUAAUUGGCAUAUGUUUCAGUAAACAGGUAAAAAAACAAAAAAAAACAAACUUGUGUCAGUGUUGAAAAACAUAUGUACCUAACAGUAUGUAUAUGAAGAGUUGCUGAGCCUCAGCUGGGCUCAGGCAGUUUGAAUCACUCAUAAGUCUGUGAUUGUAUCAUUAUUUCCUCUUCUUUUUUGUCAUAGUUUUUUCUUUUUUUUAAAUGAGUGCAGUCUCCCAAACAGAGGGUCAUCCCUGACCUGACUGAAACUGGAAACUCAGUAUUGGAACAUGUGGGUGGUCCUAAAGCCACAUGAAGCUCAGUGAGCUGGGACUCGUGGAUCCUCCAGGCAUUCUGGCUCAGCUUGGGAUUCUGAAGAACCACAUUCGUCUGGGUGCCGUUGAAGCUAGGG
This is a messenger RNA of Oreochromis niloticus (Nile tilapia), 5050 nucleotides long. RefSeq names its product TRPM8 channel-associated factor homolog. The record is from RefSeq and is a predicted model, not a curated record. Bases 92 to 2848 code for a protein of 918 amino acids. Gene Ontology annotation, cellular component: plasma membrane. Gene Ontology annotation, molecular function: transmembrane transporter binding. The transcript has 12 exons. Gene Ontology annotation, biological process: positive regulation of protein targeting to membrane. Lineage: Eukaryota; Metazoa; Chordata; Actinopteri; Cichliformes; Cichlidae.